Molecule: messenger RNA, 1324 nt
Organism: Diachasma alloeum
Lineage: Eukaryota; Metazoa; Arthropoda; Insecta; Hymenoptera; Braconidae
Exons: 4
Biological process (GO): telomere maintenance; DNA repair
Molecular function (GO): DNA helicase activity
Source: RefSeq, a predicted model, not a curated record
AUGACUUGCAAUCCUAAUUGGACUGAAAUUAAAGAGAAUGCACUACCAGGACAGACGGCAUCCGACAGGCCAGAUAUUGUUUCACGAGUCUUUGAUUUAAAGAAAAGUGAACUUAUCAAUGAUGUUUUUAAGAAAAAAAUAUUCGGUGAGGUAUCAGCAUACGUAUAUGUCAUUGAAUACCAGAAACGCGGAUUACCACAUAUGCAUUUAUUGGUGAAUUUGAAGCAAACCAGUAAAAUUCUCACACCUGAUGCUGUUGAUAAAUAUAUUUCCGCGGAGAUUCCAGAUCGACAAAUAGACCCAACACUUCAUGAUAUAGUCUUAAAAGAUAUGAUUCAUGGACCCUGCGAAUCUCACAAGCGAGCAUACGCUACUAUCAAUACACUUCUCAUAGGUGAAGGAUCCAGUAUAAGCGCAUUUCCAACAAUGCCAGAGUUGAGUGAAUGUGGAAUUGAUAUCGAUGAUGGCAACAAUGAUGAAUUGCCAAUUGAAGUUCACGUCAACAUCGGUCAAAAUCAGUACAAUCAAUUGAAUGUGAAACAAAAAGAAAUUGUUGAUAACAUUCUGCAUAUAGCAAUGUCUACUGAAAAAAUUUCGUCCUCCUGUUUUUAUAUUGAUGGUCCAGGAGGGUCAGGGAAGACGUUCGUCUACACAACUUUAUAUCAUUUAUUGAAAGCUCAAGGAAAAUCCAUCUGCACAAUGGCUUUCACAGACUCGGUUUCAAAUAUAAAAAAUCAAUCGAAGAAUGCUGAGUAUUUAAGAAAUGUUGAUAUUUUCAUCUGUGAUGAAGCACCUAUGGCACCGAGAUCUGCGUUGGAAUUAAUAGAUCGAACAUUGCGUGAUUUUAUGGAUAACGAUUCACCGUUUGGUGGAAAAAUUAUGCUAUUAGGUGGAGAUUUCAGACAAUUACUACCAGUUACUCCGAAUGCCACCAGAUGUAACGGAGAAUUGAAUGAUAAUGAUAACAAUCUAUCACCUCCUGAACAAUGCAUAGCUUCAAAUACCGAUAAUAUCGUUGGGACGAUUUUUAAAAAAAUCAUUGACGAACGUCGAUUUGGAGACUUGGCAAAGACCGCUGUAUUGGCUGCACGGAAUGCUGAUGUCGAUGAAAUCAACUGCGAAGCGAUCGAACUUUUAGAUGAAACAACGGAGCGUGUUUAUGGUGGUAUUGAUAGUGUAGAAAAUUGUGAUAAUGGAGAUAUCAACGAUGCAAUUUUACCAGAAUAUUUGAAUACACUUAAUCCUCCGAAUUUUCCACCGCAUAUCUUACGUUUGAGGAAAGAUUGUAUUGUUAUGUUACUUCGCAAUUUGAGUAUUAAGGAAG